Messenger RNA from Salvelinus sp. IW2-2015, 5040 nucleotides. Lineage: Eukaryota; Metazoa; Chordata; Actinopteri; Salmoniformes; Salmonidae. The record is from RefSeq and is a predicted model, not a curated record.
ACUGUGGAGCGCGUUGCUCUAUCAGUCGACCUUGUCUCAGAUGGUGAGAAAGAAGGAGAACCUGUUGAUGGACUAUAUCGGUGUGAAGGCUAACGCACAGGGAUUCCGAUGCCUUCCAGACAACAAUCUACGAAGGGGAAUUGAAGAGGCUCCUAUCAGGAACAUCAUCUGCAGCGGUUCCCAGGCUGUGGACUGAACAGACACCAUGAAGGGUCUAUCAAGCAGCCGCAGUCACCACCAUGUGGUCACCUGUGACCCUGGUUCCUACGAUGCCCUAGGCCAUGGUCACCACCCUGAUCGCAAGCCCUACUUGAUCAACCAAAUGGACAUGCCCAUGUCCCACCCCUCUGACCACCCCUACUACGGCCAGGUCCAGAGCCACAUCCAGCAGAGGAACCACGCUGCCUUCCCCUCAGACAGUAGUGUGGUGCCCUAUGGGACCUUCCCCAGACGACACUACAGCAGCUCACACUACGAGCUGAAGGAUCAGAUGGGGAAGGAUGAGUGUCCUGUGGUGCCCUAUGGUGUGGGUGUUGGUGUGGGUAACAUGGUCCCCAACAAGGGCGUAAACGUCCACCUGCCAGUCAACCUGCUGGACCAGUUUGAGAGGCAGCCGUCGUUCACGCGGGAUGGGUACCACACGUUGCAGUACAAGAGGACGGCUCUGGAGCAACGCAGCGACAGCCCCGGACGCAUCCGCCACCUGGUCCACUCCGUCCAGAAACUCUUCGCCAAGUCCCACUCCCUGGAGGGGCCACACACGCACUCCAAGCAGGGCAGCAUCAAUGGCAGCAGGAAUAGCCCCGAGAGUGAGAUGCCCCCCACGCAGAAGCACCGCAAACGCAGCAAGAGCAGGGAGCGCUGCAAGUCGGCAGAGCCAAAGCAAAGGAGCUCCACCUCGGGGUACUGGAGCUCAGACGACCUCCUGGAUGACCGAGACGUCUGCCACAGCCACAGCCUGUUCCACAGCCCCACCGGAGUCAUGACCAUGGGCCGCCACCUGGACAAGUCCCAGUCGCAGUACUUCAUGGAGGCCUACAACACCAUCAGCGAACACGCUCUGAAAACGUCGCGCAGUAAUAACGAUGUAGUAAAACACACCUGUGUCCCCUCCCAUAUCCCCAUAAGCAUGGACGCCCAGCUCAUGAAGAAGAGCCUGUGGUCGUCCAGUCUAACGGUGAGCAGGGCUCGCCAAGUCUACCAGAAGGCSUCGGUUAACUUAGAUCAUAAAGCACUAGUGAAAUCUGAGGCUUGUCAGCAGGAGCGCUCAUGCCAGUUCUUGCAGGUGCCCCAGGAUGAGUGGAGUGGCUUCUCACCUCUGGAGGGGAAGGAGGACGAUAUCCCGUGUCGGCGCAUGCGCAGCGGCAGCUACGUGAAGGCUAUGGCAGAGGAUGAAGACAGCGGAGACUCAGAGGAAAGUCCUAAGCUGUGUCCAAAGAUCCAGGCCCAAGGUCGACGAGCCAGCUAUCUCAAAGCCACCCAGCCAUCACUGACUGAAAUGACCACCUUAAAGAUCUCCAACGAACACUCUCCGAAGCUGCAGAUCCGGAGCCACAGCUACCUGCGGGCGGUGAGUGAAGUUUCCAUCAAUAGGAGCCUGGACACCCUGGACCCCAAAGGGCUCCUGGACCCCAAAGCGCUGCUCUCCUCACCCCAAUACCGCUCGCGAAACGAGAGUUACAUGAGGGCAAUGAGCACCAUCAGCCAGGUGAGUGAGGUGGAGGUGAACGGGCAGAUAGAGCAGGUGUGUGAGCAGAUGUUCAGCGAGAUGGAGUCGCAGGCCAUGGAUGCGUUGGACCUGCCCAUGCCGAGUUGCUUCCGCAUGCGUAGCCACAGCUAUGUGAGGGCCAUGGACCAGGGCUGCUCCGAGGAUGAGGGGACGUCCCUGCUGCCCGCCUCACCCCCCAGGACCACCACCACCACUGUCAGGACCAUCCAGAGCAGCACAGUGUCAUCAUGCAUCACAACCUAUAAGAAGACCCCUCCCCCGGUGCCGCCCCGCACCUCCAAACCCUUCAUCUCCAUCACAGCCCAGAGCAGCACCGAGUCGGCCCAGGAUGCCUACAUGGAUGGCCAUGGCCAGGGGGGCAGGGAUAGUCACCAGCAGGGAGACAUGACCAUCCAGUCAGGCCUGUCUAACUCCACAGAGAGCAUCGACAGCAUGAAGGCCCUAACGGCAGCCAUUGAGGCGGCCAACGCCCAGGUCCACGGCCCUGCUAGCCAGCAUAUUGCAAACAGCAGCAUCACCAUCACCACCACCACCUCGGCCCUGGCCCAUAUCACUGAGGACAGCAGGAAGGAGCAGGCCAGGCGGGCCAAGUGCCAGCUGUCCAUCGGCAUCCAGGUGGACGGGCCAGAAGAGGAAGCUCUGGAGAUGGAGGACCAGUCCAAGUACCAAUCAAUUGGGGUCCAGGUGGAGGACGAGAGGGGAUACCGGCAGUUCAUCCGCUCCARCAGUGUAACGGCAGCAGUACAGGCAGACCUGGACAUGCCUGACAUGUUAGACAGCCCCCUGGACUCCCCAGAAACAGAUCUGCCCUUCUCAGGCUCUGUGUCCCGCAAGUACUCCCGCGAAGCCGCCACCUCGCCAGCCUCUGCCUCCACCGUCAGCAUCCAGGGCUCGGGCAACCACUACCACGCCUGUACCUCAGACGACUACGAUGACGUGUGCUUCGACCCGUCCAUCCUGCCCCCGCCUGACCCCUGGAUCGACAGCGUGACCGAAGAUCCCCUGGAGGUAGUCCAGAAGUUCGUGUGCCAGAGGGACGGACGCUGGUUCCUCAAGCUGCUGCAGGCCGAGACGGACCGCAUGAAGGGCUGGUGCAGACAGAUGAAGCAGGACGAACAGGAGAACGACCUGCCGGAUGACAUCUUGGGGAAAAUGAGGCUUGCCGUAGGAAGUGCUCAGCUCCUGAUGUCACAGAAGUUCCAGCAGUUCCGGGAACUUUGUGAGGAGAACCUGAACCCCAACGCCCGCCCGCGGCCCAUCUCUCAGGACCUGGCUGGUUUCUGGGACAUGCUCCAGCUGUCCAUCGAGAACAUCAGCCUGAAGUUUGAUGAGCUGCACCAGCUGAGGGCCAACAACUGGAAGCCCCUGGAGCCCCCGGAGAGAAAGGAGAGACGGAUCCCCCCUCCUGUGCCAAAGAAACCCCCAAAAGGUCACCCUCCCCUGGCCCGUGAUAGGUCCCUGGAGAGCUCAGAGAAGCAGCGGCUGGAUGCGCGAAAGCGCUUGAUGGCCGCCAAGCGAGCUGCGUCGGUACGGCAGAACUCAGCCACCGAGAGUGCAGACAGCAUCGAGAUCUAUAUCCCCGAGGCCCAGACCAGGCUAUGAGCUCCGCGGCAGGCACACCUUCACCACUACCCACACAGACAGAUUCACUUACAUCUCACACACCACUAGAUCACACACACAGGUAAACGCACACAUAAGCUUUUAACAGUAUGGUUCCUGUGAGCACACAGACCCACACAGAUUUUGUAAUAUAACCACACUAACUCUUUUCUCUGUAGUGGGAAGAGAAAUGCCAACAGUAUAGUUGUUUCUUUUACAUAUUCUUGUCUCUCUCACAAAUUUGAUCCUGGUCUUGUUUCCAUCUAUGUAACAUAGAUCCUCGCUUGAAGAUGACUCCUUCGUGAUCCUUCUUUUAAAAAGUGUAUCACUUUUACCCACACCUGUGUAACAUACACCAUGAUCUUGUGAACUGUAUAGCAUUCUUAAUCAAUGUAGACACCUGUUGAUAUCCUAAAAGAAAGCAAAUAAGUAUGUUUGAGUAUUUGGUUUCUUUAGCUAUUUUUACUUUUACCUAAGCAUGGGCCAAACAGAAUCCCUUGCUUGAUGUCCCAUUCAACCUUCUCAAUAGUUUUUUCUUUGAUUGUAACAUAAUUGGCAAACGAACAGGGUAUAUUAUGCUUAAGCAAUAUUCAUUUGAAAUCAGAUCAAGUAAAUGUGUAAAACAACUGAACACUUUGGUUUUGAAGUCCCAUCUGUAAAGAUCAGAGAUUUUAGAUAAAAAGGAUGCCUUCUUUUCUGUAGCCAAUUCUAUUGGUUUUGUCUGCUGAUGCUGUCUAUUCUAAAGACAUAGUUGCUUAUUCUAGAGAAUCACUAUCUGUUUAAACAUUUUAAUCAUUAAUGGUACAAGGACAACUAGAGACACUUUUCUUUGAUACAUGUACUUAAUUGACUCAUCCUGGGGAUUUCCCUUCUGUAAAGUCAGACAGGUGUCUAGUGUAGAUUUGUAUGACAAGUGAGGAUCUUUGUGGUGAUAAGCAACCCAAUAUGAAAUACCCUAAAAACAUAGAGAGGGACACUUAAAAACAUCUCUGGGAUGCAAGUUGUUUAAUUUCUUAACAAUGUCUUUCCAGUAGCAAGUUCAGUGGCUUAAUUUUAUUAGUAAACAGUUUCUUGGUAUGUUAGUUCAAUCCCAAAUGGACUCCUGGAAGGCCAUGUGACUGUGGUUGAGCAGGCUUAGCUCUGUUAUUUCUCAGGAAGAGAUGGAAAUUCAGUCUGUCAAAUCAGGGUCUCCUAGUGUGUGUGUGUGUGUGUGUGUGUGUGUGUGUGUGUGUGUGUGUGUGUGUGUGUGUGUGUGUGUGUGUGUGUGUGUGUGUGUGUGUGUGUGUGUGUGUGUGUGUGUGUGUCCAUCAGUGUUUAGAGGUGAGUUUGUGUGUGGUUCUCUUAAAGUGCUUCCUAAUUUCCUUGUUUGAUAUGUUGGCCUGUCUUCAAUACGGUCAAGUAGCCUCAUGAACAUACUGUACAUAGUCAAAACAACACUUGUACUUGAAAAUAGCCAUGUGUGUGUUUGUACAGAAAUUAUACAUGAGGAUGUUCCUGUAAGCAUGCAGACAAUAUUAGAAAUACAAAAUCUAUACCUAAUUUAUACUUGUAUUAGUUUAUUUAUUUAACUAUAUUUAUUGAUGAUUUAGUUUUUUUACUGUUUGGAUUCUGUUUUAGUGGUCUGUCAUGCUACUCUGAUCUUAUGUUGUAUUGUAUAGAGAUUAUAUGUGCAUACAUAUGAACACAGAAUAAAAUAAUUAUCUACUCUG